Molecule: messenger RNA, 1083 nt
Organism: Lindgomyces ingoldianus
Lineage: Eukaryota; Fungi; Ascomycota; Dothideomycetes; Pleosporales; Lindgomycetaceae
Exons: 5
Coding region: 1-1083 (360 amino acids)
Source: RefSeq, a predicted model, not a curated record
AUGAAUGGCAGAAGCGGUGAGGUCCUUGCCGUAGCGGUCCUCUUUUUCAUUCUCACAUGGGCGACCGUCGCAUUGCGAGUGUACACGCGAUAUUUCCUCACGAGGACCUUUGGUAAGGACGACUGGUCCAUGGUUGCGACAAUCGCGCUGAUAUUUUGGUACCUAUGCGAAUUACUGUACGUCUUGAGCAAUUGUACAUUGAAGAUCGCACUCGGCAUUUUCUACCUCCGCGUUGCAGUACAGCGUUGGCAUACUUGGGUUAUCAAACUACUGAUGACUGGAACGGUGUUCUUUGGCGGGUGUUACUUCUUCAUGGCAGCUUUUCAGUGUAUCCCAGUUUCGGAAUUUUGGAAUAAUCACCCAGCGUCGAGCAGGUGCAUUCCCAAAGCGCCAACCACAGGAAUCACCUACGCCCUCAGCGCUGUAAACGCCUUCGCGGAUUGGUCUCUAGGAAUCUUACCUUUUUUUAUUGUAUUAGAUCUGCAGAUGAACUUAAAGACGAAAUUCAUGGUAGCAGGAAUCUUGGCUUUCGCUGCAAUUGGAAGCACCGGAACAAUCGUCAGAAUGAAAUACAUUCACUCCUUAACCAACGGACAAGAUUUCUUGUGGGCAAACACAGAUGUAGCAAUCUGGUCCACUGUCGAACCCGGCAUUGGUAUCACGGCCGCCAGCAUGGCAACCCUAAAGCCCUUGCUCCAAACUUGUCUCUGGCGCAUAGGUCCGACCGAGGCGCCCUCAUCAGCCCGACUCCGCCCGUCCAACCGCAGCUCGCCAAUGGGACAGAAUCAGAAGCACUGCAGUCGGAUCUGGUAUCAUCGAUCACUUGGUCUGGAUGACCUCCGACUCGUCAAGGGCAGCACCUUGGCCACUACUACGGGCCCGCAGAAACCGGAGAAGAUGUGGCAGGGUAGUAGGAUGAGGACGGAGGCUGUGGACGAAGGAGAAGAAAUGGGAGGUACAGGAACAGGGACAGGCAUGGGGAGAGGGAUUAAUAAGCGUGUGACAGUGGAGUACUCGUGCGAGGGGCUUCCGAGGUUAGAACUGAGCGAUUUUUUAGAAAGAGACGGGUUAUCGAUAUCAUAA